AUGUCCCCUCUUUCAUUUCUGAUAUUAGCAAUUUGUGUCCUGUCUCUUUUUAUCUUGGUUAGCUUGUCAAGAGGUGUAUCAAUUUUAUUUAUCUUUUCAAAGAACCAGCUUUUGGUAGUGUGAGUUUUCUCUAUUGAUUUGCUGUGUUCAUUUUCACUGCUACCUGCUCUGUUUCUUCUUUUUCCUCUUUUUUCCUCCUCUUACUUUGGUUUUAAUUUACUCUUCUUUCUCCACUUUGUUAAGGUGGAAACUUAGGUGACUGAUUUUAGAUCUUUCUUCUUUUUAAAUAUAUGACUACUGUGUCCUAAAUUUCCCUCUAAGCGCGACUUUCGUUGCAUCCCCCAAAUGUUAAUAUAUUGUGUUUUCAAUUUUCAUUUACUUAAAAAUAUGUUAAAUUUUCCUUGAGAUUCUUCUUUGACCCAGGUCUUAUGUAGUAGUGUGUUAUUCCAUCUCCACAUA
Acinonyx jubatus (cheetah) is the source of this 459-nucleotide messenger RNA. It is a transcript of the gene KANTR, whose product is annotated as KANTR integral membrane protein. The record is from RefSeq and is a predicted model, not a curated record. Lineage: Eukaryota; Metazoa; Chordata; Mammalia; Carnivora; Felidae. The transcript has a single exon.